This is a messenger RNA of Habropoda laboriosa, 4415 nucleotides long. RefSeq lists its product as uncharacterized. Gene Ontology annotation, biological process: regulation of transcription by RNA polymerase II. Gene Ontology annotation, cellular component: nucleus. NCBI's taxonomy places the organism in Eukaryota, Metazoa, Arthropoda, Insecta, Hymenoptera, Apidae. Bases 15 to 3560 code for a protein of 1181 amino acids. Gene Ontology annotation, molecular function: sequence-specific DNA binding; DNA-binding transcription factor activity, RNA polymerase II-specific. The record is from RefSeq and is a predicted model, not a curated record. The transcript is spliced from 10 exons.
UUUCUGUCGUAAAAAUGCCAAAAAAUCGGCUAGUUACCCGUUCAGUGACCAACAGUCGACCACAUCACAUGACUUUAAAUUUGGAGUGUACAGAAGAACCACUCAGCGAAGCUCAGUUAAUGUUACGAUUAGAACUGAAGGAAAAUUAUGACAGAGUUGCUGCUACUUUAGAAGAAUUGGUUAAAGAUCACGGAGGUAAAUUGGUAUGCCAAGCAGGCAAUGUCAACGGUUAUCAGUAUACAUUGCCUCCAAAUCCUGCACAAGCACUGGUUAAAAAUACUCCUCAACCCAUUGUGAACGUAAAUCAAAGUAAAAGUCAGUCCAUUAAACUUAACGUGUUGAACAACGCAAACGGAUCUCAGGGUAACAUACAACUGGUGGUGGAUUCACGAAUGGGAGUUAUUCUUGGCUCCGUGGCACAAUCUCAAGGGGCUGCUAUAACUAGCGUACCUCAAAAUUCGGUAUCCUGUACUUCGGCAUUGACACCAGCAUCAACAUCCACAUCUACGGCUACAGCUAUACCUACCAUCGCGCAUUCUCAAACGGAAAAUUAUAAGUAUACUCGAUCCGGACGCAGAACAAAGGUGCUCCAAGUGCAACAGUCGGACAUAAUAGAGGAACCCACGCUAGUUGCUCGUGGAAGACAGAAAAUAGGAUGCCCAACGCACGUUGUCACACCAACUAGUACCAGCCCGCAAGGAGUAACUAAUCUCAGAAUAAAAACAGUGAGCAAGCAACAAAUUACACCGUCGGUAUCGUCGAACGUAGGUGCAACAACAGGAACGGCAACACCCACGGUAACGACAACUACAGCGAGAUUGACUAUUACAAAACCAACGGAACAUACGAGUAUCGGUGGAAUAUCGGUUGGAAAUAAAAACGCAGCUGGCGACCACGUCGACGACUCGAAGAAGAAUCUUCCGGACGGAAGGGAAGUAACUUUUAACAAAAUCAACGGUGGCAGAACCUUUCCUUCCUUGGUGGUCAUAGCUAGACCAAAUCUUCGUGCAAAGGAUAUCGCGCCUCAAAUAGCUCAGAAAGAAAGAUCCGAGUUAGAUAUUAAAGUCAAGAGCGUACUCAUGUUCUCCGCUACCAAGUUUGCCGAAUGGCUGAUACAGCAAGGGUUAGUAAAGUCCGAACAAUAUUGCACACAACACAGUAAUAAUUAUCAAAGGACCAAAUUGAAAUUAGGAAUGUACAGUGAUCAAGGUACAUUUCCAUACUCGGGAGGAUACGUUUGGAUCUCAAGUUGUUGUCCGGACCGUUUCGUUUCCGUCUUUUCCGGUUCCAUUUUUCAAGGAGCAACCUAUACACCUACUGUCCUUCUAAAAUUAAUUUAUCAUUGGGCGUGCCAAACGAACGUUCAAAAUGUCGUUUCCUGGGUGAAGGUGUCGAAUCUGUACGUGAAAAAUUUUUACACCCAUUUACGUAGCAUUUGCACAGCCGCAAUUUGGGAUAAAACUCGCAAGAUGGGAGGUAAAAAUUCAGUGAUACAAGUCGGCGUAAUCAGUUUAGGCACGACAUCGCAAGACGGAAACUUGCGGCAAGUUAAAGUUGAAGUGCUCGGUGUAUUAGAUCAUGCCACGCUCGAUUUAAGAUUGAGAGCAUGCGAUCCGGUGCAAGACGGUGAUAGAUCGUACAAACGACGAUUCAAUAAUAUUUUACAUCCUUUGAAAGAGUGGGUCCACACAGAUUCGAAAAUUAUGACGGACUUCACCGUUGAUAAAAGUACGCUCGAAGAAAUGGGUUUUAAUCACGUAACGCAAUCGGCAUUCUCCGAUCAAAGUCCGCGAAAUUUUACGAGUAAUUAUCACAUUAUGGAGUACUUGAGAAAAAUUGUUCCCAGAAUGUUUCAGAAUACUCUGAGUUUACUCAGUAGACAAAUGAUACAACAAUUUUUGGACGAGUUAGUAUGGAGAGAAAUGUACGGUUCGACCGCUGCGCGUGCAUUUGACAACAUUAUCGCACACAUCGCAGAACAAACUAGAAUCGACUCUAGCGAAAGUCUCUUGGAUCGUUUGGCUAAGAUAGCUGCCAAUCCGUUUCAUAAUUGGUCUUACUCGAAUGUGAAUCCGCCACCGUUGACACCGCUCAUGACAAUAAGCAAAGAAGACAUUCACGCGGGCUGCGAAGUCCUCGUUCCGGUUAAUGCCAACGUUAAACAGCAACAAGAAGCAUUGUCUUUUGUUCAAACGAAAAAACCUGGACCAAAGAGAGGGCGAAAGAGAAACCCAGCAACGGCGGCUAGCCCAGAACCGGAAGCGAAGAAAGGUGUGUUUGAUUCGAAAGGUACCCGAGAAAAAGACAAGGAGGGCAAAAACGAUCAGAUACAGUUGCAAGAACUUUACUACGCUACUAUGGAAGGUGACAAGAGUCUUCUUUUAAAAGAACAUAAAUGCUCGUUAUACUUUAAAUGCUUCCUAUGCGCUGCAACGAUGCGUUCCAAUACAGACGUGAUGGAGCAUACUAUCGGUCAUGUACCGCCACAAGUACCCGGACAAUCGGAUUCCCCCGUCUGUAGGUAUUGCUGCACAGCGUUUUCAUCUCAACAUCAGAUGAUUACACACGUUACGGAAACACAUAGCAAUUUUGGCCACUCGGACAGUGGCAUGGUUGUUUGCGCUAUUUGUGAGCAGAAAUUCGGGAAAAGUGGUCUCCUUGUCAACCACUUAUCAUCGAUGCAUUGCCCUUCGGAAAUGCCGUACCGAUGCGAGAGCUGCGGCUACCGUACUUCCAGUCAUAAAGACGCUAUCGAUCAUUUUUAUCGAAUUCACGAGAAGGGCGAGGGGCUACAGUGUCCUUAUUGUUUGAAAGUAAUAGAUUUCGUAAGAGACGGCAAUCCAAGUGUUACCAGCGUUCAUGCUUUCUUAUUGCAUAUGCAAAGACACGUUAUCAGAAGGGAACAAGGACGGGGGAAUAAGUGUUCAAGAUGUUGCCUUUGGUUUAAUCAAAAGAGUUCGUUAAAAAUCCACCAAAGGGAAUUACACGAUUGUGUUUCCGAUUCAAACGUUGUUCCGUACUCGAGCGGUAACGAUGAAAUAAUGGUAUCGAAACAACGACCUCAAAACAGGCGGUUCGAAAUUGACAGCCCUGUAACGGAAUUACCACACGACGAAAGAGUCACAAAAUGGAUUACCGGCCCGGUCACAGUGAACGUUCCAGACGAUAAUCUGUCUUGUAAAGAAUGCGAGGAGGAUAUAGACGAGCAAGAUCAUUAUCCAGGUGAACAAAAAUGUCAACAAUGUCCCUAUGUCACUUGUUGUUGGCGUGCGUAUAAGGAACAUCAACAACAAAUUCACAACGAACGACCUAUGACCAGCUUGGUAGUUCCUUCUCCUCUCAUAAAUAUUCCAUUAGAUAAAAGAAUGCAAUGUUCGUGCGGUUACGCGACAACCGACGGAAAUCAAUUAGCUACACAUUUAAUCAAAUGUAAAACAGUGUCUGCCUAUCCACUGGAAGAUACAGCACCGUCCGGAAUGUUGAACAGUUUGGGUUUAGUCCCGAAAAAUAAUCCCGACGAAACAGCAGACGUUGAUGGCAAAAGGACUAAUUUACAUUAGGCAUUGAACGAAGUACAAGUUUUCAAAUGCUUUAGGCACCAUGAAUGAUAAGUUAACGAUUUAGACAAUUAGAGCGUGUGUGACUUUUGAAACAUUGGAAGAGAAAAAGUAAAUUACACCUGUAUAGUUAAUAAUAAGAAGAAAAUAGCAACUUACUUCGCUUAGAGUAUAUAUCAUUACAAACAUAAGAAAGGAUUUAAAUUGUAUCCUAGUUCGAAUCGGUUUUCACGUUACGUGUACCAUUUUCACUUCUAUCGUCGAAUCUCGUAUGCCCCAUCGUAUACCGUUGCCUCGACACCAAAAAUCUACAAUGAAUCAAAUUUGAACAACCGGAUCGCCAAUAUUUUACAUACGUUACGUAACUACACCAACAUGUAUCGUUUGAAAAUACUGUAACAAUAAUUACACACAUUUUUGUUGGACUAUAGGGUUUCAUCGAUUAAUCAUUAAUACGUUUAUAUUGCUGAGUUGUACCUUUAUACGAAAUAAUAAAUCGUUGCAUGAAGAGGAUACUUCUCGUCAAGUUUGAAAAUAUGUACAUACGGAGAAUUACGCAUGUGUGUUGUCCCGUAAAGAAAUGGUUUCUCCUUUAAUUCUCCUCCCGAUAUAGAGAACGAAGUAUAGAAAAACUUAUUUAUUUUUCGAACUUUUAUUUAGCAAGUACGUUUUUCCGUAGUUUCGAUAAUAAAUGUAGCAUACAUAUGUAUCUUUACGUGCUCAACUGUACGAGAAUACAGUAUUUACACAAUACUAACUGAUAAAAUUAGAAUGCACCGAUGAAUUAUUAUUCUUCAAUCGAAGAAACUGAGGCAAGUUGAAAACUAUUUGUGUUAACAUGUAAUAGUUCGUCACUCU